GUCAGCUACCUACCUCCUCUUCUCAACAAUCAGCUCAAAGAAAGUCAAGCGAGACAUAAAACUGGGCACCACUCCCGCACCCAAAACCCAUCGACCACUCCCACGACGACCUCCUCCCCGCGAUCCACCCCGACCCACCGCAGCCUCGCCAAUGGCCGGCGCCGCGCCCACCGUCGCCAAGUCGCCGCCGUCCCUGAUCCCGCCGGCAGGGCCCACCCCGGGCGGUUCCCUCCCGCUCUCCUCCAUCGACAAGACCGCCGCCGUCCGCGUCUCCGUCGACUUCAUCCAGGUCUUCCCCUCCGGUUCCGGGAAGGAGGACUCUGCCGCCGCCAUGCGGGAGGGCUUCGCGAGGGCGCUCGUGCCGUACUACCCCGUCGCGGGCCGCAUCGCGGAGCCCGUUCCGAUGGAGCCCGAGAUCGAAUGCACGGGGGAAGGGGUGUGGUUCAUGGAGGCCGAGGCAAGCUGCACCCUCGAGGAGGCGAGGAACCUCGAGCGACCGCUGCGCAUCCCCAAGGAGGAGCUGCUCCCGCGCCCUCCGCCCGGGGUGCGCGUCGAGGACACCGUGCUCCUCGCGCAGCUUACCAAGUUCACAUGUGGUGGAUUCGCCGUGGGCAUUUGCUUCAGUCACUUGGUGUUUGACGGGCAGGGCGCAGCCCAAUUUCUGAAAGCUGUUGGUGAGAUGGCGAGGGGGAUCCCUGAGCCAUCGAUGAAGCCAAUCUGGGCUCGGGACGCCAUCCCCAACCCACCUAAGCCACCCCUAGGCCCACCACCGUCAUUCACCGCGUUCAACUUUGAGAAGUCAGUGGUUGAGAUCUCUCUGGACAGCAUUAAGCGUGUCAAGGACCAGGUCGCGAGUGAGACCAACCAGAAGUGCUCCACCUUCGAUGUGGUCACCGCCAUAAUCUUCAGAUGCCGCGCCUCUGCAAUUGACUUUGCACCCGAUGCUGAGGUUCGCCUAGGCUUCGCAGCCAGCACGCGCCACCUUCUGAGCAAUGUGCUGCCUUCUGUGGAAGGCUACUACGGGAACUGCGUGUACCCUGGUGGUCUCACUAAGACCAGUCAGGAGGUGAAAGACGCAUCGCUUGUGGAGAUCGUGACUGCAAUCAGGGAAGCCAAGGAAGCUAUGUCGUCAAGGUUCCUUGACUGGUUGAGCGGCGGUGCCAAGGAGAACCACUACAACGUGUCGCUGGACUAUGGCACGCUUGUCGUCACCGACUGGAGCCAUGUUGGGUUCAAUGAGGUGGACUACGGGUUCGGUGAGCCGAGCUAUGUGUUCACCCUGAACGACGAUGUGAACAUCGUGCCCUCCGUCGUCUACCUGAAGCCACCCAAGCCAAAGCAGGGCAUCAGGCUGGUACUGCAGUGCGUGGAGAAGCAGCAUUCCGCCGUGUUCAGCGAGGAGUUGCAGAAGCAUGCAUAGAGAUUGUGUGUCUGUUCCAGUGUCCUCCAUAGUUGGGAAUUUGUUGUGAUUAAUUGCUGCUUCUGGAAUUUGCUUGCAAUAAGACAGGGUUGGUCGUGUUUAUACGUUGUACUAUUAUCACCACGUUACGUUAUACAUGUAUAAUGUAUUGACAUUGAUGAAAAGAAUAAUAGUGUUCCAUUUUAAAACAAA
This is a messenger RNA of Phragmites australis (common reed), 1612 nucleotides long. RefSeq names its product acyl transferase 9-like. Bases 152 to 1420 code for a protein of 422 amino acids. NCBI's taxonomy places the organism in Eukaryota, Viridiplantae, Streptophyta, Magnoliopsida, Poales, Poaceae. The transcript is spliced from 2 exons. The record is from RefSeq and is a predicted model, not a curated record.